AUGGCUCCGGCAUCCAAGUCAUCCGUCAGUCGACGCAAGUCCAACGGCGCAACGGGCGCCCUGACCAUCGUCCUCAAAGUCUCCCCCGACAGGCUCAAGGACCUUCUCGACCCCCAGCCCACCAAGGAAGAAACGCCUGUCAAGGACUCGCCCGAGGACAAGGUCGCCUUGCCCACAGAGGAGAGCAAGCCCGAAUCCGCCGCCGCCUCGCCUGCCCCCAGCAACACGCAGCCCACGACUGUCGCGGUCAACGGCGAGAACGCGUCCGACUCAAACCCUGCCACGCCCGCCGCAACUGCGAAUGGAACACCCGCACCAGGCACAAUGGCGCCUCCCGUCGACGGCUCGAAGAAGAAGGGAACCAAGCGAUCCGCAGGCGCCGCCAAUGCCUCGGGACCCGAUGGCCUGCCCAAGGUCAGGGGCAAGCCCGGUCCCAAGAAGAGGCUCGACUGUAGUAUCCCUGUCAUGACCGCCGUCUACUCGCGACGUUCAAGCUGA
This is a messenger RNA of Verticillium alfalfae VaMs.102, 498 nucleotides long. RefSeq lists its product with no specific name. The coding region runs from base 1 to 498 and encodes 165 amino acids. Gene Ontology annotation, cellular component: Ino80 complex. Lineage: Eukaryota; Fungi; Ascomycota; Sordariomycetes; Glomerellales; Plectosphaerellaceae. The record is from RefSeq and is a predicted model, not a curated record. Gene Ontology annotation, biological process: chromatin remodeling. The transcript has a single exon.